Centruroides sculpturatus (bark scorpion) is the source of this 659-nucleotide messenger RNA. RefSeq lists its product as uncharacterized. The record is from RefSeq and is a predicted model, not a curated record. The coding region runs from base 25 to 489 and encodes 154 amino acids. The transcript is spliced from 2 exons. NCBI's taxonomy places the organism in Eukaryota, Metazoa, Arthropoda, Arachnida, Scorpiones, Buthidae.
AACAGCAGCAUCAUUUUAUUGAGCAUGAUAAAAUCUUAUUCAAAUGUCGGCGAUAUCACCUUUUAUUUACCGUAUACCUUUGAAAGUUUGCAAGCAAUUUCAGAACUGUUGGAGAGUAAAGUAUCAAUGUUCCCAUCUUUAAAAACAGCAAUGGAUAUUUUAAGAAGUAACAAGACGUUACGUAUUAUUGGUGUAAAUAAAUUUUUUCAUAUUCGUAUUACUGAUAUGCUACGAACAGAAAAUGUCUGUUUCGUACACGACUUUGCUUCCGAAAUCGACGAAUUCAGACUGUUAUAUACUUGUUGGAGAAUGUUUGAUGCGAAGUACGAUCAAAUAUUUUAUACAGACGUGUACUUGAAUUGCAAAGAAGCAACAAUAGACACACUCGUAUCUCGCCCAAUUAAUAAACCUUUAGACGAGAAGAGUAUCUUCGAUAUCACCUACAAAUGGCCCAUGAACAAACUUAGUGAGAAGAAAUCUCUAAGAUAACUCAUGGAACCUUUCUUAUCAAUAAUCAGAUUUUUGACAAUGGAAAAUGAAAUUUUUGAGUCAGAUGAUUUUUUACUCGUCUUGACUGAAAAAGAACUGGAAGCAAUAAAGCUGUUUUUCGUAACAGACAAUUUGUCGUGUGUCCCUGACAAUAUUUCCAAGUCCAUAAA